UUCGCCGCGGGCAAUUGCGCCUCUUUGCAGUGUUUGUUUGGCUGGACUGCGAAUCUUCGCCCGAUGCUAACUGAAGAACUGUUUGCAUCCAACUUUGGAAGAAACCUCAAAGUAACGAAGUCUAAGGUGCUUUGUGAAUUAAAAAAAAGUUGCAGAACAAGACUUUGAAAAAUGGGGAGACCCAGGAAAACCUCUGACUCUGCUGCAUCUCCCCGCCCAGCUGCUACAGCCCCCAAGGCAGGUCCGGGAGCUCCUCGGUCAUCGGCCACCUCCAGGACCGCCCCUGCAACCGGUGCAAACCCAACGGCUACGGUUCCUAAGAGUGGGAGCGGCAGAGGGUCAGCCCCAGAGGAGGCUUCCUAUUCCAGAAAGCCUAGAGGAGCAGGGGAGAGCGCCCAGCCCAGGCCUGCGACGGCUUCUGAUGGCCGGCGCGGAGGUCCAAGGAAGAGCGAUGGAGGAGCAGUCAAGAGCCCCGCGGCGUCGGGUGGAGUCAAUCCUCCUCCUACUUCCGAUGCCGCGAGCAAAGCCCAAGGCAGAGCAAAGGGUUUGCCUCCUGCACCCCUCUCCCCUGAAAAAGUGGCUGAGGUCGAGAGGGAAACCCGGGGCCAGUGGAGAAACCCCGAAUGGCACAAGUGGCGCGAGAACCGCAUCACGGCCUCCAUCGCUCCCAGGAUCUCCAACAGCAAGUUUGUCAACGGCCGGACCUCGGAAGUGCCUCAGUCGUACCUGAAGGAGGUGGUGGGAUCCGGCUCCGGGGUACGCACCCCGGCCAUGAAUUGGGGAGUCCGCAACGAGAAGGCGGCAGUGCAAGCUUAUGAAGCCCUCAAGUCCAGCACGGCCAAGAAGCCGGUGAAGGUGAAGGACUGCGGCCUCUUCGUUGACAAAGACAAACCCUGGCUGGCUGGCAGCCCCGAUGGCAUUGUCCAAGAUGCGAAAACCGGCAAGGAUCUUAGUCUCUUGGAGGUGAAGUGCCCCUACAAACACAGAAAUAAGACGGUGGCCGAAGCGUGCCGAGACGAUACCUUCUGCCUGGAAAAGGAAGGCAGUUCCUACUCGUUGAAGAAAAAUCAUCCCUAUUAUACCCAGGUUCAGUGCCAGAUGGGAGUUUCCGGCUUGGACAAAACUGAUUUUGUCGUUCACACCAACAAAGAAACUGCAAUUGCCCCGGUGGAUUUCGACCCGGUUUUUUGGAAGCAAACGGUCCCCAAGCUGGAGAAGUUCUACACGGAUGCCGUGGUCCCUUAUCUGGAAGAGAAGAAGAACCUUUGUGCUGUCUGGGCCAAUGAAGAGUGAAGCUGUGGGAAGUUUGAGAUAUUUUCUUCUUCUCUUUUUUUUCUUCUUCAGAAGAUGUGCCUUCCACCUGUUAACCCCGUUCUCCUUUCUUUCUCCGAGUGGACAGAAUGAGCUCUUGUGUCCGAAGGCAGCUUUGUAAACUCUGUGGGGCGGCCUGGGGCAGGGCUUCUCAACCUGGGCGAUUUUUCAGGUGUGGAUUUCAACUCUCAGAAUUCCCUAGGCGGCUAGAGAAUUCUGGGAGUUGAAGUCUACAUCAUC
Messenger RNA from Notechis scutatus (mainland tiger snake), 1551 nucleotides. The record is from RefSeq and is a predicted model, not a curated record. NCBI's taxonomy places the organism in Eukaryota, Metazoa, Chordata, Lepidosauria, Squamata, Elapidae.